ACUUUAUUACUUUAUGCCUCGCGGCUGCCAGGUUCCCUUCAGCUGAGUGACGGAGGGGAGGUGUUGAAACUCUACAGCGAAGUGGAGGCGAAUUGCCUGGACUGCCUGAUGCGAGACCCGCUGAGACCCUUCGUCCCCCAGUACCACGGCUUGGUCACCAAGGGGGAGCUCUGCUACAUCCGCCUGGAGGACCUGCUGAGCGGCCUGAGGAAACCCGUCAUCAUGGACUGCAAGAUGGGAGUCAGGACAUACCAGGAGGAGGAGCUGGUCAAAGCCCGGACCAACGCCACGCUGCGGAGUGAUAUGUACCAGAAGAUGGUGAAAAUAGACCCGUCCGCUCCGUCAGCCGAGGAACAUGAACAGGGAGGCGUGACCAAGUCCCGGUACCUUCAGUGGAAGGACACGACCAGCUCCACGGCCACACUGGGCUUCAGGAUCGAAGGCAUCAUGACGGAGGAUGGCAGUGUGCAACGGGACUUUAGGAAAAUUAUGACUUUGGCUCAGGUCACGGAGGCCCUGCUCUUCUUCACCAGGAGACAGCGGGAGAUCCUGGAGGCCUACCACUCCAGACUGCUGGCUCUGAGCGAUGCACUGAAGAAUUCAUUGUUUUUCAGAACUCAUGAGGUGAUUGGCAGCUCGCUCCUCUUCGUCCACGACCACAGCAGCAGGGCCAACGUGUGGAUGAUAGACUUCGCCAAGACGACGCCGGUGUCUGACGCGAGCCGGCUCAGGCACAACGUCCCGUGGGCUGAGGGGAGCAGAGAGGACGGCUACCUCAUCGGCCUGACCUCCCUCAUCACUUCUCUGAGUCAGGCCAUCAGCGUGGCCUCCUGGCAGCAGGAGCACAGCUGUCGGGAGGACAACAGCGUUGUAUGAAACACCCAAAUAUACACAACACUCAAAUCCAGGGUCACGUGGACAAAACCGGUGAUGGGAGACUUUGGACUUUUGACUGACUCGUUCAGUAGAAGAGGAGGAUUUCUUUUGACAGGAAUCUGUCUUUGUGUGCUGAGAAAGAGGAGCGAUAGCGGUAUGAAUCAGUUCAAGUCUGCAGGAAACUGACUGAUGUCUUGCAUUUGUACAUCUGGUAUGUACAUUCACUAACAGUGCGUAUUUCACAGAGGACCAAAAACUAAAUUUCCGUCAGCUGGUCUGUAAAAUCUCAGGGAUCUUGUCACUCGUUGCAAAACUGGUUAUUUGUUUACAGCAACAAAGGGAACCCUCUCUGGCUUAACAGAGUCAUGGUUUAUAAAUGAUACCAAACAUGCACGCAUAUAGAUCGACGACCAAGCUGAGUGAAAAGAACAAUGAUCGCUUCUGUCCUCUCCUUCUCUAGAAAUACACGUAACUAAUACCCAGAAACCGUCCAACUACUACGCCAACUUUAAAUCUGUCCCAAUAAAUCGUCCCGUUGUGAA
This is a messenger RNA of Gasterosteus aculeatus aculeatus (three-spined stickleback), 1418 nucleotides long. RefSeq names its product inositol-trisphosphate 3-kinase B. The record is from RefSeq and is a predicted model, not a curated record. Gene Ontology annotation, molecular function: inositol hexakisphosphate kinase activity. Gene Ontology annotation, cellular component: nucleus; cytoplasm. Lineage: Eukaryota; Metazoa; Chordata; Actinopteri; Perciformes; Gasterosteidae. Gene Ontology annotation, biological process: phosphatidylinositol phosphate biosynthetic process; inositol phosphate biosynthetic process.